AUGGCAGACAGAACGUAUCAGGUGGUCAUCUGGGGAGGGACUGGAUUCGUAGGCAAGCUUGUUGCGGAGCACAUUGCUCGUGACUAUGCGGGCAAAUUCAGGUGGGCCAUGGCCGCGAGGAACAAGGCCAAGCUGGAGGGUGUCCGGAAUGAGCUCGUCAAGGUGAAUCAGGACCUCGAGAACAUCCCGCUGCUGAUCGCCGACACAAAGGACCAAGCGUCAAUAGACGACGUGGUGAAGCAGGCCAAGGUGGUCAUUGCGUGCGCUGGGCCCUACGCCCAACUGGGCACCCCAGUCGUGGACGCCUGUGUCCGCCUCGGCACACAUUAUGUGGACAUCACAGGAGAGGUGCCGUGGGUGGCGCGCACGAUCAAGAAGUACCACGCACAGGCAUUUGCCAACAGGGUGAAGAUCGUACACAUGUGCGGCUUCGACAGCAUCCCCUCCGACCUGGGCGCGCACCUGGUUGCCACCACCAUCGAGAAGCAGUACCACAGGAAGACAGCGAAGGUGCGGGUGCUGCAGGGCAAGGCGGCUGGUGCAGUCAGUGGUGGGACACUAGCCUCCCUCAUGGGCGCCAUCUUUGAGGAGACCCCUGAAGAGCUGAAGCUGUCUGCCGACCCGUACGCUCUCAACCCCCCUGAAGCCCACAGGGGCCCAGACAAGGGCGACUUCUGGGGUCCGGCCUAUGACAAGCUGGGGCGCGCGUGGACGAUGCCGUUUGUGAUGCAGGCCAUAAACACGCGCGUCGUCCGCCGCAGCAACGCCCUCCUCGGCAACGCCUACGGGGAGAACUUCUCAUUCACAGAGGCGAUGGAGGUGCCGAAUGUCUUUGCAGCAUAUCUGGGCUCCUUUGCGCUGGUGAUGGCGUACCUGGUCAUCAGCGUUCCCUUCCUUCGCCCGUUGGUCAUGCGGCUGCUGCCCAAGCCCGGCGAGGGGCCCAGCAAGAAGCAGCAGGUGGAAGGGUUCUGGAAUGCGCGGGCGAUCGGCGUUUCAGAGGCGCUGGUCGGUGAGGAGCCGGUGAAGGUGGUGGCCACGCUGGGCGGGCACAGAGAUCCCGGCUACUGGGAGACUUCGCGCAUGCUCCUGGAGUCAGCCCUCUGCCUGGCGCAGCAGGAGGAGGAGUUGAAGAAGGCUGGCAAGCUGCAAGGGGGAGUGCUGACGCCAGCCUCAGCCAUGGGCAUGCUGCUGAUAGACCGCCUGAACAAGGCAGGCAUGACCUUCAAGAUCGAGAGCAGCUCUGCUGCAGUCGUGAGUGAGGAAUGAUACCUGGCAUGCAGCCGUCCGCAUGCUCCAGUCAGAUAUUAGGAUAUAAGAGAACAAUUCAGCAUAAUUUGUCUCGAGCGAUUGCAUCAUGUCCUCAUCACAGAUAUGAUGAACAUUUUGUGUGAUCAGUGUGUGAGCUCGAGCUCGAGCAGCUUUAAGCUCAACUUG
Messenger RNA from Coccomyxa subellipsoidea C-169, 1434 nucleotides. RefSeq names its product saccharopine dehydrogenase. Gene Ontology annotation, biological process: glycolipid biosynthetic process. The transcript has 9 exons. Gene Ontology annotation, cellular component: mitochondrion; plasma membrane; lipid droplet. NCBI's taxonomy places the organism in Eukaryota, Viridiplantae, Chlorophyta, Trebouxiophyceae, Coccomyxaceae. The record is from RefSeq and is a predicted model, not a curated record. Bases 1 to 1266 code for a protein of 421 amino acids.